UUGAAAUAAUUGUAUUUAAUUGAAUAUUUUUGUCAUCUGUAAUGUACAUUAUUUUUUGUUUGUUUAUUUAACAUGAGGAAAUACCUUUAGCUUUGUUUGUUUUUAUUUCAUAUCUGUAGCUUUAAAAAAACGAGCAAGUACCUUUAAAUACCAGAGGAUUUUAUAACAAAUCACUAGCCCUCAGAAAGAUCGACAGACGGAAGUUUUAACAGUUACUGCAAGAAUGGGAUCACCACUGAGCAAAAACUAUAAAUGUGGCACGGAGCAGAUUCACACGCGUGGUCUCAGCUUUCCCGACCAGCCUGGUGUGUCAGGGCUCAUGGACAUCGAUACACUAGAAUGUAAAUAUGACAACAUUCAAAAGACCAUCACAGAAAAAGCCGACGCCUCUGACGUUGCUGAGUUAAAACAGACCGUGGAGGAGCUUAAGAUGGCGAUGAACGUGCUCAAUGAACAAGACGACAACAGGACAAAGAAAAUUAGCUGUUUGACGAAACUGACAACCGACUGUCAAGCCAAUGUGUCCAUGAUAUUAGGGGGCAACCUACAACAGCAGAAGAAUAUUUCUCAGCUGACCAGCACCCAGGCCGAGACGGACAGGCUCAUCAAGAACCUGGGAAAGGUUGUGGAGAGGAACUUUCAGGAGGGGGAAGAAAUCAAAAGCAGGGUGCAGAGGCUGGAGGAGUCUCAGGACAAAGCCUCCAACAACAUCGCCAGUCUGGCUGCUGCCGUCGAUCUUUUCGUGACAGCCGUAAACAAUAGAGGGCAAUAUAGUUGGAGAGAAGGAAUUCGUAACUACAACAACACGCUGUGGUGCCAGAAUCAAAGCUCGAUGGACGUGUCGAUAAGUGACUAAAUCUGUUUACCUCAAACACUGGGAACGUCAUCUGAAAGUGGCAGCCAUAUUGGAGACCAAACAUCACAGACGUUAUUAAUAUGCAUUAAAAACAUCUAAUCAUGAGUCUCGUUUCAAAGAUAUUACAUUCGUAACAUUAACAAUGAUUUAUGUUCAACCAUAUAACAUUUACAAUAUAGCAAAACACUUUUUAUAGUUUUUUUUUAAAUUUUAUUUUUGUAUUUCUUUAUACCAAUUUUCUUUAGUUAGCAUAAAGCUAUUUUUGUUCUUAAUGAUAUUAUACUCAAGAAAGAUAUACUGUUAUAAAUUACGUUUAUUGUGGGUUUAUUUUAUUUCUUCAAAUAAAAAUUUACUA
This is a messenger RNA of Physella acuta, 1211 nucleotides long. RefSeq lists its product as uncharacterized. The record is from RefSeq and is a predicted model, not a curated record. Lineage: Eukaryota; Metazoa; Mollusca; Gastropoda; Physidae.